AUGUCAAGUUCUGGAGGAAGUAAUAAGAAGAAAGAAGGUUUGGAUAUGGUAUCAAGUUCUGGAGGAAGCAAAGUUUUGAGUGAGAGACGAAGAAGCAAACGCAAGAAGAAGAAACCAGAGUGGAUGACCAGUGAAGAUUAUGUGUACAUGGCUGUUAUUCCUAUCAUCAGGGACAAGGAUACAAGCUCAUGUGCAGAAGCUUUGCAGUCUAACAUUCGAACUCUUUUGGCAGUGGCUGCUGCAGAGAAAUUGGAGCUUGACCAGUUUAAUGUCAAAACAGCUUUUCUAGAUGGGGUACGUGAAGAAGAUGUAUACGUGGAACAAGCUGAACGUUUUGAAGAUGGUACUGGGCGUGUUUGUUUGCUGAAGAAAAGUCUGCAUGGUCUCAAACAGCCAACAUGUAAUUGGAAGAAACGUUUCCUAGACUUCAUGAUGAAGUCUGGAUUUAAAAACAGUGAUCCUAAUCCAUGUCUCUUCUACCAUCAGAGCAACAAGAACUGUCUACAUGUUGCAAUCUGUGCCUAUGAUGAUUUAGUUGUAGGCAGCAACAGAGCAGAUAUUGAAGAGUUUAUGAAAGUGCUGAAGCUGGAGUUUCAUACAACUAGAGGGUCUCUCAACAACCUCUUUGGGUGGAUUCAGAAUAAUGAAGGUUGUUGCAUUUCAUUUGAAGAAGCUGUAAACGAAGAAGUGGUUCACAAUGAAUUGGAAAUAGACGCAGACAAGUCAGUUCAUUUUGCCAUGAUUAGCUUUCCUUCAAAGUACCAACUCUUAAUGCAUGUCUUCAUCCACAUUGAUGGUGUACAGCCACCUAUAUACAUUUGUAAAUCAUGUGGUGAGGUUUUUCCCAGCAAUAACAAGUUGAUCGAACAUUUGGAAAUCAGUAAUGGUGACCAAGAUUUAACUCCUGUCAAUAAUGAGGAAUUUGACUACAGUGAUUGCCAUAAGAACUUUGUCUUGGAAGAUAAUGUUAAUGACCACACUGUUCUACUUACUGCAAAGAGACUACACAAAUGUGAUGUGUGUGGCAAGUCUUUUAUUCGGUUGGCUCAUCUCAAGAGGCAUGGAUUAACACACAGUGGAAUGAGACCACACAAGUGUGAUAUUUGUGGCGAAUCCUUCACUCUGUUGGGCCAUCUCAAGAGCCAUUCUGAAACACACAAUGGAACGAGACCACACAAGUGUGUGAUCUGUGACAAGUCUUUUAUUCGCUCGCGCGAUCUGAAGAGGCAUUUUUUAACACACACUGGAAAGAGACCACACAAAUGCGAUUUUUGUGGCAUAUCUUUUACCCUGUUGGAUUCUCUUAAAAAUCACACUUUGAUACACACUGAAAAGAAACUAUAUUUUGUUGGCAUGCUGCGCCUGGUCUUACGAACAGUGCCACAUGCUGCUGUUACAUGGCUGUGA
This is a messenger RNA of Schistocerca piceifrons (Central American locust), 1407 nucleotides long. Its product is annotated as zinc finger protein 222-like. The record is from RefSeq and is a predicted model, not a curated record. Bases 1 to 1407 code for a protein of 468 amino acids. Gene Ontology annotation, molecular function: DNA-binding transcription factor activity; RNA polymerase II cis-regulatory region sequence-specific DNA binding. NCBI's taxonomy places the organism in Eukaryota, Metazoa, Arthropoda, Insecta, Orthoptera, Acrididae. The transcript is spliced from 7 exons. Gene Ontology annotation, biological process: regulation of transcription by RNA polymerase II.